AUGGCUCGACCACGAGCUCUGUCGGGCGCCGAUGCCCCCAAGGAACCCCAUGCGAUAUCUUUGAAAGUCCUCCGUCUCUCGCGUCCGUCGCUAUCCCACCAAUACCCUCUCCCCGCCGCCAACACCAAGAUCUCAGCACGAGCACCCUUAAGCUAUCCCUCCGAGGAAGCCGACGACCAAUUCAUUCUCGCACCUGCUGUGACUCACCCUCCCCCAGCCUUCGGAUCCGUCUACGUCGGCGAAACUUUCGCCUGCACACUAAGCGCCAAUAAUGAAAUCCCACAUCACGAAUCCGGACGCAUCGUGACAUCCGUCCGCAUAGUCGCCGAAAUGCAAACCCCCUCUCAAGUCGCAGCUCUCGAACUCGAACCAACAACCGGCAACGACAAAGCCCCGUCAGAGGCUGGGCUGGCCAACGAGGAGUCUCUACAAAAGAUCGUCCGGUUUGACCUGAAGGAAGAAGGAAACCAUAUCCUCGCCGUCAGCGUCAGCUACACGGAAACACGUAUUGGAACAGACGCCCAGGCGGCUAGCGGACGCGUCCGCACAUUUCGCAAAUUAUACCAGUUCGUCGCGCAACCGUGCCUCAGCGUGCGCACUAAGGCAUCGGAGCUGCCGCCGCUGGAAGUGGAGAAUAAGUCUCUCGGCCCAUACGGAAAGACACGGCUGCUGCGCUUUGCACUGGAGGCACAGCUGGAAAACGUGGGGGAUGGGUCGGUUGUGGUGACUCAAACCCGGCUGAGCCCCAAGGCGCCGUUCACAUCGCGAUCGCUCAGCCAGGACGCCACCAUGCCGGACAUGUCAGUGGCGCCGCCGCCCCCGACGCUCAACCCGCGCGACGUCUUGCAGGUUGCGUUCCUGGUGGAGCAGGCAGAGGGCGCAACGGAGGGCCUGGAAGCGCUGCAGAAGGAUUUGAGGCGCGAUGGGCGCGCGUCACUGGGCCAGUUGUCGAUCGAAUGGCGAGGGGCGAUGGGCGAUAAAGGAUUUUUGACGACGGGGAAUCUGAUGAGCCGGAAGCGCAGUUAG
Molecule: messenger RNA, 1026 nt
Organism: Penicillium lagena
Lineage: Eukaryota; Fungi; Ascomycota; Eurotiomycetes; Eurotiales; Aspergillaceae
Product: trafficking protein particle complex subunit 13
Exons: 5
Coding region: 1-1026 (341 amino acids)
Cellular component (GO): TRAPPIII protein complex
Source: RefSeq, a predicted model, not a curated record